This is a messenger RNA of Trachymyrmex cornetzi, 3782 nucleotides long. RefSeq lists its product as uncharacterized. Bases 348 to 3782 code for a protein of 1144 amino acids. Gene Ontology annotation, biological process: DNA integration. The record is from RefSeq and is a predicted model, not a curated record. Gene Ontology annotation, molecular function: zinc ion binding; nucleic acid binding. The transcript is spliced from 5 exons. NCBI's taxonomy places the organism in Eukaryota, Metazoa, Arthropoda, Insecta, Hymenoptera, Formicidae.
CACUUUUUUCCAUACCGUUAGAUGGCGUUCUUGCCUACCGAGUUACCUCUCAUAUAUCAUAUCUCGAAGACUGUUCUAGAUUCUUCCACUGCCUUUUCUCUCUCUCGGAACACGGAAUUCAUGGCGAUACGUAACGACGUGAUAUAAUACCUUUGUAUCUGAAGAGUCAUAUAAUAAAUCCUUCUUUUUACUAGCACAAUAUCGUCGUAUCUGAAGAUCCGCAUUAAUUACAACUCUUGCUAUAUUGACCAUCCUCAAAAUAACCGACACAAUAAUUUUGGCAACGAGGUGAAACAUUUUUCGACAUCAUAUUGCACACAUAAAGUAGAGCCAAGAAACGGUCUAAGAUGGAUGCAACUCAAUUCCAACGCAUUAUCGAACUGAUAAAUUACAACCAGCAGCAAUUGCUCAAUCAGGUGGCCUCAUCUCGACAACAACCGGCAAUCAAUGCGACACUUCUACCAUCAUUUGAAAAUUUCGACCCCAAGAAAGAAAGCUUCAGGUACUAUCGUCAGCGAUUUGAAAAUUAUUUACAAAUGAAAGGUAUAGCUACAGACAAGACAUAUUUUUACGUGCUCAAUUCAUUAGAAGCCCUCGUACUAGAAGCUUCCAAAAUUGACAGUCGCGAACUUUCAAAGAAUCAACCGUCUCUGAAUACAGCUAAUCACACUGAAGAUGUUAAAAAAGUAACAAGGCAGCGGAAGUCCAGACGUGAUAAUUCGACAUCAAACCAUAAAUUCAGCGCAAAAAGCCCUGGUAGAUACAAAAAUAAUAAGACCAGAUCUAAAUCAAAAAUUGAUUACAGACAAUUGGGAAUCGAAGGUCUAUGCUUACGUUGCGGUAACAGUAAUCAUAUUGCAAAGGAUUGCCGGACAAACAAAUCAACUCUUAAAUGUACCGCAUGUGAUAAAACGGGUCAUCUUUCUAAGGUUUGUAUACGAUCACUUCUGAACAAUAAUGAAGCUAAUACAUCUAACACAAAAUCAACUAAUUGUAUACGGGAGGAAAUAUCAGCUUAUGGAGUCAAUCAUAUUAUUGAUAUAUACGAAAAUCAAGGCUCAGAACGCGAUAAGUCCAAGAAGUAUUUUACUACAGUUGUUAUUGAAGGACAACCUCAAACAUUCGAAGUCGAUUCUGGUGCAGGAGUUACAUUGCUUCCACGGAAGGAAUUUAAAAAAUUGAAUCUAAGCAACAAACCACGUACAUCAACUAUUGCAUUUCGAUCAUAUUCAAAUAAUGUAUUUCUUCCAGAUGGAGAAAUUAAAGUUGAAGUUUGUUAUAAAGAUAAAGUAUCUUUUGAAAAGAUGUACAUUGUUCCAGAUAAUAUGUCGCCACUCUUAGGAAGAAGUUGGAUUCGUAAUCUAAACAUAAAUCUCCAGGAAAUUGAUAAAGAAUUGGGAGCCAACACUAUUGAUCCUCAAAUUCCAGCAAUCAAUAAUAUUGAAAACAUUAUUAACCACUUUCCAGAUAUUUUUGAAGAAAAAAUAGGAUGCGUGCCAGAAUUUUUAAUUUCACUUCAAUUACGAGAAGGCGCAAAACCCAUCUUCCAUAAGGGAAGAGAAAUACCUUACGCACUGCGAGAAAAAGUUGAAAAGGAACUUGACGACCUUGAAGCGGCAGGCAUUAUCUCUAAAGUGACCUUAAGUGACUGGGGAUCGCCAUUAGUUGUUAUUCCUAAAACCGAUGGGGGUGUCCGCUUAUGCGUGGAUUACAAAAUGGGAGUCAAUCAGAGGCUAAUUUCAGCUAACUACCCAAUUCAACGAAUCGAUGAAAUAUUAAAUAGUUUACGGGAUUCACGAUUCUUUUGCCGUCUUGAUUUAUUUAAAGCAUACUUACAUUUGAAGGUCGAUAAAGAAAGCAGUGAAAUACAAACUAUCUCAACACACCGAGGUACGUACCGAAUGAACAGGCUCUCAUUCGGUAUUAAAACAGCUCCAUCGGAAUUCAAUCGCAUCAUAGAUCAAAUUUUGUCUGGCCUCAAUAAAACGCUAUCGUAUUUCGAUGAUAUAAUCGUUCAUGGAUCUACUAAGGAAGAGUGUCAGGAAAAUCUAUAUGCUUGUUUACAGCGUCUAAAGAAAUAUGACUUACAUCUUAACCGACGUAAAUGUUCAUUCUUCCAAGAAGAAAUCGAAUAUCUUGGACAUACUAUUGGAUUCAACAAAAUCUCGAAAUCUCCCAAGAAAGUUGAAGCCAUUGUCAACAUGACUAGACCAUCCACUGCUGACGAUGUACGCCGUUUUCUAGGUAUGGUAACAUACUACUCAAGAUUCAUUCCGGAUGCGUCAACAAUUACUUACCCAUUGAGGAAAUUACUCGUUAAAGACUCAACAUUCAAAUGGACCAAGGCUUGUGAAGGUGCAUUUUUGAAACUCAAAAAUGAAAUUUCAAGUGAUCGAAUUUUAACGCCUUAUAAUCCAAAAUCUACAUUAGUUGUUACAUGUGAUGCCAGCCCUACAGGCAUUGCAGGAAUCCUAUCGCACGUCCUUAACGGUAUCGAAAAACCCAUUGCUUUUGCAUCCAGAUCGUUAACGCCAGCAGAAAGGAAUUACAGUCAACUUGACCGUGAGGCUCUUGUAAUUGUAUUUGCAAUCAAUCACUUCUUUAUGUACGUAUUCGGACGCAAAUUUAAACUGAUAACGGAUAAUCGACCUCUCACUAGAAUAUUCCACCAAAAUAAUAAAUUGCCAGCGAUGACUUCAGCCCGUUUACUUCGAUAUGCAUCGUUUUUAUCAGGAUUUGAUUAUGAAGUUGAACAUAAGAAAGGAAAUGAAAACAUUAAUGCAGACUGUUUAUCCAGAGCUCCAAUACAUCAAAGGUAUUAUUCGACUGAUAUUGCCAUCAAUGAAGAAGUUCAUCAACUUUGUUAUUCGACCAUCUUCGAAAUUUCAACUGAAGAACUUACUACUGAAAAAAUUAUUCAAGAAACUGAUAAGGAUGAAGUCCUUUCGAAAAUCAAACAGGCCUUACGUAAUGGUGAAGCUGACAACAUCGAAUACACACUUGAAGCCGGAAUAAUAUUCAAGGGUCAACGCGCAGUCAUUCCAAAAGGACUACAAUCAAAAAUUCUCGAAGAAUUACACAAAACACACGUUGACAUUACAAAAAUGAAACAACUGGCACGUCGCUACUAUAUCUGGAAGGGAAUAGACCGAGACAUCGAAAACACAGUAAGAUCCCGUCAAAAAUGGGCUGAAAUACGAAUCAUCAAAGAAGCACCGACAUCAGAAAAGACUAUAGAUCUAUUAAAAGAUAUUUUUUCGACUCAUGGUUUUCCUAAAGUGAUGGUAUCCGACAACGCAACAAUUUUUGUUAGUAAAACAUUUAAACACUUCUGCCAUAGAAGCGGCAUUUUCCAAAAAUUGAUAGCUCCAGGUCAUCCUGCUACGAAUGGUCUUGCGGAAAGAAAUGUGCAAACACUGAAACAACGUUUGAAGUCGAUGCAAGAGGAAUCUCUUACACUAACCCAAAAGGUUCGAGAAAUUUUAUUCAAAUAUAGAGCUACACCACUUGCAUGUGGAAAAUCUCCGGCGGAACUUUAUCUCCAGCGCAACUUCCGCAUUAAAUUGGAUAUCCUCAAGCAAAUGAAGAAUAUUGUCAACUACAAAAGAAUUCCAGGCACCCGCAAUAUACCGCUGGGAGGAAGAGUACAGGCACGUUACUUUACAAACCAAAAACCUGUAUGGAAAUUUGGAACAGUUAUUAGGAAGUUUGGUCAACUCCACUAUCUCAUCAAACUCGACAGUGGUUUGACCGACAUAGCUAGCCUCACAAUUCUCGCAUGA